Chlamydomonas reinhardtii is the source of this 4203-nucleotide messenger RNA. RefSeq lists its product as uncharacterized. The coding region runs from base 1084 to 2265 and encodes 393 amino acids. Lineage: Eukaryota; Viridiplantae; Chlorophyta; Chlorophyceae; Chlamydomonadales; Chlamydomonadaceae. The record is from RefSeq and is a predicted model, not a curated record. The transcript is spliced from 3 exons.
GUAUAGGUGUCGAUCAGAAGAGCGAAGCCAGACUCAAAAGGGCGCGGCCGACCAAUCUGCCAAUCGCUGCUGCGUGUGCCGUGGCCUUUGCGCUUCCCUUGCAGCUUGUUUCCGAUUGCGAUACUGCAUUUCAGGCACUGCCUCAUUAAGUGAUACUUCACGCCUUCACGCUGUAGCCCGCUGGGCCGACCUCCGGGACUGUCGCAACUAACUACGGCGUGGUCGCCGCGCUCGCCGCGCUUUGCUGGAUCGCGCCUCAAAGUUUGCAGUUUGAUAAGCAAUAUAGGCACCAGAGACUGCAUCGAACAGGGCGAGGUGGUGGACCAGGAGAGCCUGCACAACGUGUGCGGUGAGUUGGCGGAGCCAACGUAACGCAUGCUGACGCGACGUUUCCGUCCCCGGCCGUAGUUCCAUGGCCGAGGCGGUUGCUGGCGACGAUGGACGCCCAGCGAGUUCGUCGGCCCCUACUCAUAUGUUUAGGGGGUAAAUCAGCCCCGGCCAGCCGCUGAGAAGCAGGCUAGCAGAAGGCGCAGCUGUAGCGCCCGUGCAGCAGUCUGCCGCAGUGCAGCAGUAGCAGCAGCCGGCGCCCGGCCCAGCCGCCCGCACAGCACCGCCGCCGCCGCUGUAUGUACAUCCGCCGCCGCCGCACCACCGCCACCGACACCAUAUCCCUGUGGCGUGCUCUUCGCGCUGCGUCUGUUACCACUACUGCCGCCGCUGCUACCACUGCCGCAGCGCACACAGCGCUGCUGUGUGCCCGCUGUGCCGCUGCCGCCACCAGCUGUAUGUCGCCGCCACGCCGCCGCCCCCGCGUGCUCCUGGCGCUGGUACCACUAUUGCCGCCACACAGCGCUGGAGAUGCGACCGCACUCGCCAGCAGAAUCCUUACGGCGGUGACGGGAGUGGGAGGAGCAGGAGCCGGUGGCGGGGACGGGGAAGGGCCAGCAGGCACAGCGGCGGCUGCAGGUAGGAUCGACAAAAGCAGGCGGCAAGGGUGGUGGCGGCGGCGAUAGUUUUGCUGAGCCCGCAGCAACCGGCACUGGCAGCGGGGGUCCCACAUUCGCGGCGGCGGCGGCGGCGGCGAUGCCUUUGCCUGCAUCAAUCGAGCUCUCCAAGCAACAGCAACAGCAGCAGCAACAGCAGCAACAACAGCAACAGCAGCAGCAACGUUCGCUCCCACCGCAGCCGCCACCGCAGCCGCAGGUGCCAGCAGCAGGUGAGGCGCCGGCGGCGGCGGCGCCGCCGCCGGCGGCGGCACUUGCGGCCGCCAUCGCGCGCGGGCUGACGCCGCCGCCGCUCGGCGUGCUGGGCGGCUUCCCCCGCCCGCUGACGCCGCCGCCGUUGCCGCCGAUGCUGCUCUUCCCUUCCGCCGCCGGCUGCCACGGCGGCGCUGCCGGCGUGGACUCAAGGCUGGGCUCCGCUACGGCAUCGCCAGCGGUGGCGGUGACGGCGGCGGCGGCGGUGGCGGUGGCGGUGGCGGUGGCGGUGGCGGCGGCGGUGGUGGCGGUGGCCGCCUCCGGCGGCGGGCGCUACCUGCCAACGAGCAGUGGUGGCAAUAAUGGUGGUAGCAGCAUCACUGGUAUCGGCAGUGCGCGUCAUGGCAGUGUUAUUAGCGGCGCCUUCGUCACGCCACCACCACUAUCUCAUCGCGCACCGGCGCCAGCAGCAGAAGCUUCAGUGGUGGCGGCGGCGGCGGCGGCAGGGUUGCUGGCGGGGCGCCGCCGCCGUCCCCGUCGCCGCUGGCGCUGCCGCUGGUGUCGGGUGUUGACGGCAGCAUUCAUGCCGGGCGCUGCCGGCGGCGGCAGCGGCGAUGGUGGCAGGGCGUUUUCCGCGCGCCUGUUGCGCGAACAUGAUCUCCAUGCCAGCGGUGGCGGCGUUCGUAACGGUAGCAGCAGCGGCGCCACAUCGCCCAUGGGUGGCGCUGGCGGCGGCCCAAGGAGUGGGCAGCAGAUAUGGGAGGGAGAUGGCAAGCGCCACCGAAACUUGUUUGGCAGCAGCGCAUGCAAACAACAGAAGGCCCAGUUCAGGGCACAGGGACUUAAGGACCCAUCCUACAGUGCAGCCGCUAUUGCCGCAGCUGCAGCUUGCGUGCCGGACCUGGUGAUUGUGCACGCCGUCCACAAUCACCAAGUGCUGUCGCCAGUGCUGUCGCCAGUGCUGUCGCCAGUGCUGUCGCCAGUGCUGUCGCCAGUGCUGUCGCCAUUGGGAGAGUAUGCAGCAGAGUCCUCACUGCUGUCCCCCAUGUCACCGUCACUGCUUUCAUAGCUGCUGCUGUCGCUGUCAGCUGAGUCAACCGAGUCCUCAUCCGUGCCUGAAGCUCCACUGGCGCGCGGCCACAGCAGUGGGCAGCUGCUGUGCAAUAGCGGCGCCAGUCGUGAUAGCUGCCACCCCAUCCGACCCAUUCGGGUCACAGCAGUGGUGCAGGCACGGUCAACGGGACUGCCGUGCCACCGUUGCAGCAGCAGUGGCCGUGCCAGGCCUUGACCAUCACACAUGCACCGGCCACGGCUGCCACCGCUGCCACCCGCGUGCCAGCGGUGCUGCUGCCAGUGCCAGCGGCCACCACCGUGACACCCAUGGGGCUGCAGCACCCGCCCCGGCCCCAGUCGAUUCCCAGCAGUGGUGGCGGUUGUGGGAGCAGUGGUGGCACGUUGGCCACUGCCACUCCUGGCAUGAACACGCCUGGUCCUGGCGCGCCCCUCUGCCAGCGCUUUGACACGCCCACCACAGCGGUGGCCAGGAGCUCGGCAAAUGGCAUCAGGCUUCCCAGUGUGGCGCCGGUGUUGGCGCCCAACAACUCGGGCCUCAACACCGGCGGCGGCAGUGGUGCCAGCUCAGGCCCCAGUGGCGCCAGCGGUGGUGGUGCAGCAGGCGGCGUGGCCGCCGGUGGCUCGGGCCACUGUGUGCCCGGCAGCACAGCGGGCGUCAAACGGCCAGCUGCAGAGCAGGAGCAGGGGCAGGGGCAGGUGCCAGCCGCCAAGCGGCGGGCGCUGAAGGGGUGGCGGCGGCGGCCUGUGCAGGGGAGGUGGCAAGGGCAACAGCGGUGGCAGCGGUGGCAGUGGUGGCAGCGGUGCAUGCAGCAGCGGUGCAGCAGCUGCCAGCAGCAGUGACGGCAGCGGUGCCUACGGUGGUGGUGGUGGUGAUGCCGAUGGUGGUGGCCCUGCUGGCGGUGGUGGCGCCUACGGUGGUGGUGGUGGUGAUGCCGAUGGUGGUGGCCCUGCUUACGGUGGUGGCGCCUACGGUGGUGGUGGUGAUGCCGAUGGUGGUGGCCCUGCUUACUGUGGUGGCACCUACGGUGGUGGUGGUGGCGCCUAUGGUGGUGGUGGUGGUGCCGAUGGUGGUGGCCCUGCUUACGGUGGUGGCGCCUACGGUGGUGGUGGUGGUGCCGAUGGUGGUGGCGUUGCUUACGGUUGUGGCGCCUACGGUGGUGGUGGUGGUGCCGAUGGUGGUGGCGCCUACGGUGGUGCGUAUGGCAAAGGCGAUGCUCACGGUGGUGGUGGCGCCUAUGGUGGUGGUGGUGCCUAUGGCGGUGGUGGCGCCUACGGUGGUGGUGGUGGCGGUGGCGCUGCUAACGGUAGAGAAGAGGAGGAGCUGCCAUCAUGCGGCAGCGAAGAGGAGGAGGAGCUGCCAUCAUGCAAGCGCAAGCGCAAGGAGUGAGGUGUGGGAGCGUGGUUCAGGAUUGGUCUGCUGAGUAGAGGAUGGGAGCAUGGAAUUUUGUGAUUCCUGACCGAAGUGAGGACGAGGCAGGUUUGGCCAGCAGGUGUGUGUGGAGAAGGGAUGCGGUGGUUUCGAGCCCCAGAGUGAGAGGGAGAGGGCCGAGUGUAGACAGGUUUGGGCGUCCUCAGACAGGUUUGGGCUGGUGCAGGCAGGUUUGGGUGUGAGGAGGCAGGUUUGGGCGUGGCUUGACUGACUCUUUUCUUUUAUGUGGGGAUUGGGCGACAGAAAUGGGCAACAGGGACAGAGACAGAGAUAGAGUGCUGCGCGAUGCUUACCCUGGUGCGUGGUAGUGGCCAGUGGUAGCGGCAAGUGAUGGUAGUUGCCAGUGGUUGUGCCAUCAGCAGGACAGGGCAGGACAGGACUGUGGGCGGUGCAGGGUUUUAGUUUGCAGGGUUUGGGUAGGUGUGCGGUGGUGGAUGGUUUGAGUGGCAGAGACCACGAUGGCGUUGCUUUAGAGUGUGGCCGCUCCCGCCAUGAACACGCUGG